CCAUUCUAAAAUUUUUUUUGGAGUUUCGCGGGUCUCGAUGACACAAAUUUUUGAAUAUUUAAAUAUUUGAAUAAUUAAUUAAUUUGAUAAUUAAAAAUAAAAUGUCCGAUACUGAGGAAUUGAAUGAAUCGGAACUGGGAACUUUGGAACAUUGGGAGAAAAUUUAUGACGAAGAAAUAAAUAAUUUUCAGGAGUAUGGAGAUGUUGGAGAAAUUUGGUUUGGAAAAAAUAAUGCAUUUAAAUUAAUCAAAUGCAUAGAAGAAUUAAAUAUUUCAAAAUCUGAUCCAAUAAUAGAUCUCGGGUGUGGUAAUGGCUGGACUUUACUGAAACUUUAUGAAAACGGGUUCAAAAAUUUACUAGGAGUCGAUUAUUCCCCAAAGGCCGUGGAAUUGGCGCGAAAUAUUUUAAAAGAAAACAAAAUAGUUCUCGACGAUCUAGCCACUAGGAUAGAAGUCUGUGACAUUUUGCAAGAUCUAGACUCCGGGGAUGGAAAGGACAAAAAUUUUUUGAAGCCUCGGAGUUUCAAAUUAAUUCACGACAAAGGAACUUACGACGCGGUCAGUUUGAAUCCCGAUGACCGGCACCGUCAGCGCGGGAAAUACAAAACUAAUGUGUGGGAUUUAUUAAUGGACAAUGGUUAUUUAAUUAUUUCGUCUUGCAAUUGGACUAAAGACGAACUAAUACAACAUUUUAGCGGAUUCAAAGUGGAAAAAAUUUUGGAGGCUCCGGCGAUUAAAUUUGGGGGUAAAGUUGGACAGUCUGUUACAAAUAUUGUAUUUAAAAAAAUUAGUGUCUAAUUAAUUAAAAAAAUAAUAAUUUUAUUAA
This is a messenger RNA of Microplitis demolitor, 825 nucleotides long. Its product is annotated as EEF1A lysine methyltransferase 2. The record is from RefSeq and is a predicted model, not a curated record. The transcript is spliced from 4 exons. The coding region runs from base 102 to 797 and encodes 231 amino acids. Lineage: Eukaryota; Metazoa; Arthropoda; Insecta; Hymenoptera; Braconidae. Gene Ontology annotation, biological process: peptidyl-lysine monomethylation; peptidyl-lysine dimethylation. Gene Ontology annotation, cellular component: cytoplasm. Gene Ontology annotation, molecular function: protein-lysine N-methyltransferase activity.